This is a messenger RNA of Symbiodinium necroappetens, 5277 nucleotides long. The record is from the annotation of a GenBank genome assembly. NCBI's taxonomy places the organism in Eukaryota, Dinophyceae, Suessiales, Symbiodiniaceae.
AUGCUUUUCUUGGCAGUUGUGUCGCACGAGGAGCCACCGCUAGCUGUUUUCGAGCUGCUGGACAGAGUUUACCAGGUACUCUUCAGAUACCUGGGGGAGGUCAGUGAAGAUGCGCUGCGACAAAAUUUCUCGACAGUGUAUUUGCUGCUUGACGAGAUGAUCGACAGUGGCCUGCCUUUCACCACAGAGCUGAACAGCCUUGAGUCCAUAAUCGCCCCGCCAUCUGCGAUCGGAAAGGUUGUCCAGGCGGUCUCCGGCAGCAGCACACAGGUGCUGUCAGAUGUGCCCUUGGAGUCUUCUGGCCAGGCUGGGCCUCUUGGCGCUCUAUCUUCGGCUUUGGGUGCCCUCUCGCAUACGCAAAUGGGAGGUGCCUCUGCCGAGGUGUGGUGGCGAAAGCAGAACGUUGCAUAUGGCUCGAACGAGGUUUACGUAGACAUCGUAGAGACGAUCAGCUGCACAUGCAAUGGAAGCGGCAUCAUUGUCGCUGGUGGCAUCAGCGGCGAAGUCUUGAUGACCAGCAAGUUGAGUGGAAUCCCUGAAGUGUUGCUCAGCUUACGCAACCCAAGCAUCUUGCAGAAUGUUUCAUUUCAUCCCUGUGUCAAGCUCCCGCGUUACCAUAGGGACAAGGUGCUAUCCUUCAUUCCUCCUGAUGGAGAGUUCUCGCUUGCUAAUUAUUGGAUUCCUGACAUCACCAUGAACUUGCCGUUCCACUUCUCGGUCUCUGUGAACUACCACUCUGACCACGGGAAAGUGCAGAUUGCAGCAAGCCCCAAGCUUGCCGUGACCAUGCAGCAUAAGCAGAUGCUGAUCGACAAGUUUGUUGUAAAUGUUCGUCUUCCCGCAAGUAUCGCUUCUGCGAACCUUGCAUGCCAGGGAGGUAGCGUCCGCUUUGACGAAGAGUCGAAGGUCAUUGUUUGGAAUCUGGGCAAGCUGGCCAGCCAGGAAAGCAAAGCAGAGGGCACGCUGACAUAUGCCACGAACCCAAAGGAUGGUAGUGCGCAAAUUCCGUUUGAAGAGAAAUCCACAGCGCAGCUGGCAUUCCAGAUCAAGGGUUGGGCAAUCUCUGGUAGAAGCCUCAGCUUCGAUUCAGAGACCAUUCGCAUGAGCGGCAAUGGCACCUGGCUCUAUGAGGAAUCCGGCUUGAUGCUUGUGAUGUGCUGCUGUGGCCUUUCGGCAUCCGGCGAAGAAGCGGAAAACGCGGAGACAGUGAACAAGAUGGAGACGGCGGCGACUGGGAAGUGGAUCCGGCGCAAUUCGUUGCUGCCCUUUCUGGUGCCAGCCUGGCCUACUGGGCAUGGGGCAGGAUGCGCUCCCAAGCAUCGCUACAAGCCACUCCCAGUCAGUAGCUCAGGGCCACCUCCUGUGACACGGAUUCCCCUUUCAGAGUUUCUAUCGUUGCUGCGAGAUGGGGCAGUUACAGCGGUCAGCUACCUUGCAGACCGCCCGCCGGCAGGUGCUUUGCUCUUGAAGGCGGCAGUUCCGACUCUGACAACCCUGGCCAGCCAGUCAGGUAAAUCUACAUUGUCUCCAUUGCCGGUGGAGAAAUCCAUGGAGACCCUUCUUCUGCCAGGCAGCCACCAGGGUGUCUUUGAGGAGCUCCGAUCACGCUCUGACGUGCAGUUCGAGUGUCGGGAAGCGGCAGCAGGAUCUGACUCUGAGAUCAACAGGCUCUCGCUGUUGAUCGAUCUUGGUGGACUUGUGGCUUCCUUGGGCGCUUUGUGGUAUCUUUUCAGAAGCAACGGCCAGACUUUCGCGGCCAAGCAUCUUGAGGAAAACCGCGAUUUCAAUCGCCGACCUGCAGUAACGUUUGAUGACGUGGCAGGAAUGGAGAAUACGAAGGAAGAGCUGCAGGAGGUCAUUGCAUAUUUGCGCGAUCCGAACAGAUUCUAUGCUUUAGGAGCACGGCCACCCCGUGGCAUCCUUCUGGCCGGUCCUAGUGGCACAGGAAAGACGCUCAUGGCUCGUGCAGUUGCUGGCGAGGCUGGUGUUCCGUUUCUUUACGCCAGUUCGGCGUCCUUCGUCGAAAUUUUUGUCGGCCAAGGAGCACAGCGCAUCCGACAGUUUUUUGAGCAGGCUCGUGCAUGUGCACCUUGCAUCGUCUUCUUGGACGAGCUGGAUGCCGUGGGCUCUUCGAGGCAAAUGUCUGCCUCCGGCGGUGGUGGAAACCAGGAGUACGCCCAGACUCUGAACCAGUUGCUUCUUGAGCUGGACGGUGUUGAAAGCAAUAUCGCAGGGGCUCCUGUGGUUGUGACCAUCGCGGCCACAAAUCGUUAUCACUGCCUGGAUGAGGCCUUGGUCAGGCCAGGCCGAUUGGACCGCAUUGUGAUGGUCAACUUGCCCAACUACUCGGAGAGAGUGGCGACUUUACAGAUCCACGCGGCCAAGCUCAAAACAGAGAACCUUGACGUGCAACUCCUCGCACGACGGACAGAGGGCAUGAGCGGUGCCGACUUGGCCAACCUCCUGAACGAGGCUGCAUUACUUGCUGCGCGGCGGCGUGCAGACGCAGUCCGCAUGGAGCACAUCUGGGCAGUUUUGGCGAACCCCAGGCCACAGCAAAAUGCAGCAACGGCGGCAGCACCCGGCAUCCCGACCCGACUGAAGGCUUCUGCAUUGCUUGUGGCCGUAGGCGGCAAAGAUGUUCGCCGCCUUUGCAUCAGCUUUGGGAGCAUCGAGAGAUCAGAGAUCGAUCAACAGCUUUGGCUAAUUCAUGAUACAGAGAAGAGCAUGGAGACAACGCGCGCUGUGCGUGAUGCUCGCGCCAAAGCAUUGCUGGCUUCGCUGCGGCGAUGCGACGAGGAGUCUGCGCUGCUACAUCCGCCGCCGCCCCAAGCAACGCUCCUGGAAAGAAGAGAAGCGGCUCUCUUCGGACCAGGUGAUCCGAUACUGUGGGAGAAAGUCAAGCUCACCCCUUCCACUCCCAUGCAAGGAGAGUUUACCGUGCUGAUUGCAAGACCACUGCACUUGGCUGGGAAGUUACCGGCUGCUUUGCUGAUGCAUGCAACUGGCAAGUGCAAGGAGUUCAUGGCGAACCGUUUGGAGCAAUGGGCGCGAAAAGGCUUGAUUGCUGUAGCCUUUGAUGCCCCUUGGCAUGGCGAGCGUGCACUUCCAGAAGCGGGACUCACCAAAUCAAGCGACCAAAGCAAUAGUGCCAGCGGUGCUCUCUCCCUGACAAGCUUGGGCCCAGAACUGCUUCGGACGCUACAACACCACGAGACUGCGCGGUUGGACGUGUAUUUCAAAGCGUUGAUUGCUGGCUGGCGAACGGGAUCUGAUAGAUUUGUCCUGGACAUCUCACGCGAUGCAUUGACAGUUGUCGAUUACCUGUGUGCCAGACCCGAUGUAUUGCCGGAGCGCAUCGGUGCAGCAGGGGUGUCGCUGGGUGGGAUGGCAUGCUGGCUCUUGGCCGCCGCAGACACCAGAAUACGCUGCGCCAUGCCGGCAAUCGGUGUGCAGUCCUUCAACCAUUCUUUGAGGAAUGGGUUAUGGGGUGCCAGGGUCGACUCGAUUCGACCAGCCUUCGAAGCGGCUGCUGCCGACUUAAAGAAGGCUUCCGUGGAUGAUGACGUGGUUGCAGCUGUUUGGUCGCGGCUGGCUCCUGGCAUCGCCGAGGUCGAUCCCAGCAACCGCCUUGCCUUUGACGCGCCGCUGACGCUUCCAUGCAUUGCGCCUCGCUUUCUACUGGUUCUCAACGGUGAGAAGGACCCGCGCUGCCCUUUGGAAGGGGUGCAGAAAUGCAUCGAAGCAGCCAAGCAGGCAUACGAGCAAGAGGGGCAGCCGGAACAUCUGAAGAUCUUUAUUGAGAAGGAUGUUGAGCAUAACAUGACAGCGACGAUGUGGCAGAAGAUCGAGUCUUUUCUUGAGGUGUCAUUGGGAUUGCCCGCCACGUCCAAGCUUUAUCCAGAGCUUUGCGGGAUUCCGGUACAAAGCGUGUUGUGCGUUGACAUCCUCAAGCGACUCCAGCCGUACUGCUGGUGCUGCAUUGCAGACGGCGCAACGGACAACUCAAAAUCUAAAGAGAACGAGCAACCGAAGUCGGCAGACCCUGGCGGCCAUGGACAUUCCGGGGACUUGCGCUUCUUCUCACGGAGUUACGAUCCGCAGCAAGAGCUGAGUCCGGUCGAAGAGCCUCUUGUUCAAGUGCACGAAGACGGCUUUCCUAUGCGCAUCAAGCUCGAGCAGAAGCAAGUGCCACCUUCGGUGCUUAUGGGCAAGUGCAGGCGAAGCCCGCUUACCGGCGAAGUGAUCCUGCACGUGGACCCCUCCUAUCCUGACUUCCAGGUGGUGGAUCUCGCUGGCCGUGCUUGGCUGCCCAAGAGCCGGACUUACCUGGAAGAGGAUGAGUAUCUUUUUCGACCUGUUCCUCUCAUGUACAGAACUUGGCUGUACCAGUCUUUCUUCCUUCAUCCGAGUGGACUUGGCAAAGCAAACGAUUUGGACUACGUCGUGAGACAGGCGUUGUCAGCCUUCUGCUUGGAUAUCAUGAUCUGGGACAACAGAUGGUCGCCGGUCAUGGCGUAUGCCUUUAUCAUGUUUCUUUCUUCCCUGACUCUGGACAGCACGAUUAUCGCCCUCUCUUGCGGUCUCGGGCUGCUCACGUGCGCAUGUGCCGUAGCAUGCAACUACGCGAGGAUCUACCAAAGAGAAAGAUGGGUGUCACUGCCCUUUCGUUUUGCUUUCCUUUGCUACAUCCUCAUCGCAUUCCCGUCAGCCACCGUGCUCGAGGUGAUUGGCUCUACGCUGCUCUUCGUGCUUGUCUCCGUGGAGAUCAUUCUCGGCGACUGCUUUUUCUUCCCCUCCUACAGGUUUCACUGCAGCUACCGGAUCUUGCGGUCCCUGGGAUGUCGUGUCUACGUUUGUGAACGAGAGGGCGCUGUCGGCAUGCCUGCGGUCGUCGGCAGAACCCCCGAUAAAAUGCCACAUCGCAUCGUGCAGCUUCCCAAGUGGACAACGCAGAACCACCUCAUCGUUGAGCUCGAGGGCCUUAUGGUGGAGCUGCGACCGAUGCGAAAGGAGGACUGGAGCAAAGCUGCGCAGGAAUUCUCGGAGACCAACGUUCCUAUCACAUAUGUCAGUCUGCCUCUUUGCGAGUACGACGGUCCUGACAUACAGGACGAAUCUGAGGACGAACAGGAUCGAUUGCCCAAGAAACUGGCACGUGGCGCUGUGAGGGGCUCUACACACUUGGAAACUCUGCGAGCUUUCCGGCAAGCCCGCGAAAUCUAUGGGGGGAGCGAGCAACUAGAGUGGAUGAUCCAGGAUCUUGAGUAUUCGUGA